Messenger RNA from Caenorhabditis briggsae, 1341 nucleotides. The record is from RefSeq and is a predicted model, not a curated record. The transcript is spliced from 5 exons. Bases 1 to 1341 code for a protein of 446 amino acids. Lineage: Eukaryota; Metazoa; Nematoda; Chromadorea; Rhabditida; Rhabditidae.
AUGUUUUUCAAAAAAAAAAUCAAAUUUUCAGAACCGAAUUGCUGGUUUUUAGAAGAAAUAGUCAGUUAUGAAACUAUCUCGAAAUGGCCAAGAAAUUGCACCGAGAUCUGUGGUAAAAUGAUAUUCAAUCAAUAUUCGGAUAUUCCGGUUUUCGAACUACAAUCGUAUUUUGCGAACGUGUCAGUGUUCAGAGGUUCAAUUAGUUUUGAGAAGUCCAAAUAUGCAAGUAUUGAAUUUUUGUCUGGUUUGAAAUCCAUCGAGUGUGAGCCAUACACGUUCGGUUUUUACAACAACCCAAAUCUGGAACAAUUGAACUUCGGACCAUCAACAAACUUCACAUGCCCUUUUUCUAUUUUUGACAACAAACGUUUAGAUGCCAGCGCAUUUUGUGGGAUCAACGAAGGUUUAUUUGAAGUGAUUUCAGAUGGCAAUCUCAAAAAUUGCCCCGGUUGUAUAGGCACCGAAAUGUACAAGAAAACAGCAGAAGACUUUAGAAAUUGCACUUUGGUUACCACUUCUUUGGACUUGCUCUCUUAUCAAUUUAUAGCAAAUGGAUUUGAUUUGACAGCAUUUGGAGAUAUCGAAAAUAUCAGUGCUGAGUUUUCAGUAGUUCGGACAGAUUUUGAAAGUCUAUCGUUUUUGAAAAAUCUGAAAACGAUUAAAGGAAGUGCAUACGACACUGUUUCAUAUGAUAUUGAUAUCAGAGAUAAUCAAAACCUCACCAGAUUAGGGAUUUCAUUGAUCAGGAACUUGAUCCCAAGAAAGCCAGUAUUCCUUGCCAACUUUGAAGCUAACCAUGCCGAUUUUUGUUUCACUAUCGACGAAUUCAAAGUUUUUCUGGAGAACAAAGUGGUUUUCGGAAAUCUGAAUGCGAAAUUAUGUGAAAAUAAGACCACUGCUUGUAUUUUCAAAAAUUUGAAGGACCUGAAAUCCAAUUGCUCUGAAAUUCAAGGAAAUAUAUCUAUAAACUCUGGCGAUGAAGUUUAUAUUGGAAAAUUAAAAUCUGUGAGAUUCAUUUGGGGAUCUUUGACUGUUCAAGACACAAAUAUCACAGAUUUAGCUUUCUUGGAAAGUUUGGAAUACGCGGUGAACUUGAAUAGCACGGGUUCAUGGGUUCAUGGGUUCAUGGGAUCAUGGGUUCAUGGGUUCAUCGGUUCAUGGAUUCCUGGGUUCAUGAAUUCGUGGGUUCAUGGGUUCAUGAGUUCAUGGGUUCAUGAGUUCAUGGGUUCAUGGGUUCAUGGGUUCAUGGGUUCAUGGGUUCAUGGGUUCAUGGGUUCAUGGGUUCAUGGGCUCUACAAUACCGAUUCGUCUGAUCUCGAACAAAAUGCUGGAAAGUGCUAA